This is a messenger RNA of Zea mays, 1471 nucleotides long. RefSeq lists its product as uncharacterized. The coding region runs from base 17 to 1258 and encodes 413 amino acids. Gene Ontology annotation, molecular function: protein binding. The transcript has a single exon. The record is from RefSeq and is marked validated. NCBI's taxonomy places the organism in Eukaryota, Viridiplantae, Streptophyta, Magnoliopsida, Poales, Poaceae.
CACAGCGGGCGUCGCCAUGGGCGUUAUUGAGCUGGCGAACACGUGGGGGCAUCCUCCCGAAGGGAUCCUCGAGCACAUCUUCUCCUACCUCCCAUCCUAUGCCGACCGCGCGUCUUGCGCAUGCGUGUGCAGGCAGUGGUACUUCUACGCCAGGGAGAAGGAGAGCACGACCCCGCUGUUCCCGUGUCUUCUGAGGCCGUCCAUCAGCGGGGCCUCCUGCUUCCACUUGUUCAGCAGGACCUGCACGAGCAUGCCCACCGUCCCCGCCGCGCGCUUCUGCGGAUCCAUGGAGGGCCAGUGGUUCGUGGUCGCGCGUGACCAGUGGCGUGGGUACGCGCUGCUCCACCUCGCCUCCGGCACGCAGAUCCUGCUCCCGCAAGGCCUGCUGCAGGAAGACGGGGAUCGCUUCAACUUCAACGACCUCUGGGUCGGCCUCGAAUCAACCGACCUGAUCAUCCGUGCCGCGACCGCGUUCCGCGCGCCGCGUUAUCCGGACGGCGACGAGCACUACUUCGUCGCCGCCAUCACCCUCGGCGAGCACAGGGCCGCGGCAUGUCUGAGCGGGAAUGGGCGGUGGGCUCUACUGGAGCCGGACCAAGGCAUAAUAUGUCCAGACUUGGACAAGAUGCUGGUCAUGUACGAAGAGAUGGAGGACGUGAUCUACUACAGCUGCAGUGGACUAGAUGGCUUCUUCUUCCUUACGACUGAGGAGCAUCUUAUGGUGUUCUUACCGGAUGACGACGGGGAAGGCCACAUCACCGGCGAGGUGUUGGCCUACCUCUUCCGGGGCCAUACUAUGGCCUCGCCCCCGGAAGCCGGCCACGUGGUUGCUGCCCGGUACCUCGUGGAGUCGGAGGGUAGGCUGCUCAUGGUGAAGAGGUUCGUCAGUCCAUGUCAGGGGCAGCAGUCCACGGUGUCUUUCCAGGUCUUCACGCUCAUGUGGGACAACUGGAACCGGAAAGUCCCUCGCUGGGAGAAGUCCUCGCCCACCUCCGCCCCUCUGCUCGGGAAGAUGCUCUUCGUCGGCCGAGGCUGCUCCCGGGCCAUCGGAACCGGACGUACCGGCCCGGCCUUCAUCUACUUCUUGGACGACGCGGUUGCAUCGCCUUACGAGUUGCUGACCACUAUUAUCAGAACCGAGAAGGAGUACCGUUGCAGCGACAUGGGCUGGUGCCGCUAUGACCAGCAGUACAUUGGAAAGGACUGGCCCCAAGGGCCCCCGGCAGACUGCUCGCCAUGGAUUUGGCUCUACCGUUGAUCAAUUUAUGGUGGAGCAAUUCUUGGCAUAUCCAUAGUCUGAAACUAGUAGGAAAUGUUGAUGUCGAGGCACGAACGAUUCGAACCUACUACUGCUAGUAAGGUGGGUGCAUGAAACUUUAAUUGGUACUGAGUGCUCACUUCACUGAAUUUGUAGUUGCUGCUUUGCUGGAAAUGGAAGUAUCUGGUCUCAACUUCCUUUUGGCACUGGAAA